AUGGCCCGUUUUAUGGGCGUUCCGUUUUGCUGUGAACUGAUCUCACUAACUGAUGAAUUCUGGUCCAUCCGGGCGGAGGCUGCCGGCAGUGCGAGCCGUGCAAAGGAGGAAGCGCCGCCACAUCUUCAUGAAUUGGUAGCACCCUGCACCUCGCCCAGCAACCGAAUUUGCGAAGAUUGCGGUGUUGUCGAUAUGGAUGUUCCGGAUUUCAGUGCUGUCGAGGCCAAGCCGAGGAUUCAGUACAAGAAGACUUUUUCUUUGAAGCACGUUAUCGAUAGGGAUGCCCUCGACAACGAGGUCGAUGAUGAGCUGCUGGAAAUCAUUCCCGAACGUGUGCAAAAGCCAAAGCCGAAGGACGAAUUCGUCGAAUCUGAGGAUGACCUUAGUGACCAAUUGACGAUGAACUGUUUGAUUACGAUGUGCUCCCAAGAGGCUGUCAAGGACAUCGACUCCAGAGCG
Mesorhabditis spiculigera is the source of this 459-nucleotide messenger RNA. The record is from the annotation of a GenBank genome assembly. Lineage: Eukaryota; Metazoa; Nematoda; Chromadorea; Rhabditida; Rhabditidae.